AUGUUUUCUGACUUACAACAAGAAAAUCAGCAUCUUAGCUUUGAGUGGGGUGUCCAUAGUGUCUAUCACAUCAGAAGACUUGCAAAACACGAGCAAUCUUCUCCUUCUCCUUCUCCUUCAUCCUCUCCUUAUGUGAAAUCCAUAAGAGAAACAUUUACAAUAUGGAUGAAAUCUUUAGUUUUCCAUGGAAAUGGUUGUACUGUCUUUAAUUCCAAAGGUGAUAUUGUAUUUAGAGUUGAUAAUUACCAAGAAAGUUGUAGAAAUGAAGUUUGUCUCAUGGAUCUCAAUGGCCAAGUUCUCUUCUCCAUUAAAAGAGAGAAACUACGAAUGUUUGGUCGUUGGAAUGGGUAUGCAUGUGGUGGAAAUAAAGGGAGGCCACUGUUUCAAGUAAGGAGGAAUAUCAUGUUUUCAAGAGAAGAUGUCAUGUGUAAUGUUGGGUGUAAUAAAAAUGUAGGAAAUAGCUGCUACAAGAUUCAACAAUUUGACAAAAAAUCAUCAUUUAAAAUUACAAAUAAUGCUGGCCAAGUUGCAGAGGUAAAACAGAAGCGAUCGUCAAGAGGAUUUGCCUAUGGUGAUGAUGUGUUAACUCUUGAAGUUGAACCAAAUAUAGAUCACUUGUUAAUUGUGGCUCUUGUGACAGUAUGAGGUUUGAUUCAUGGAAAAUUAUGAGUGUUAUGCUAAUAAUGCGAUAUCACACUAGUCAUACUAAUCUUCUCCGUAUCGUUUCAUUUUAUAUGAUAUCCGAAAAAAUCCUAUAGAGUUUCAAAAUUCA
This is a messenger RNA of Nicotiana tabacum (common tobacco), 772 nucleotides long. Its product is annotated as protein LURP-one-related 4-like. Lineage: Eukaryota; Viridiplantae; Streptophyta; Magnoliopsida; Solanales; Solanaceae. The record is from RefSeq and is a predicted model, not a curated record.